Messenger RNA from Cajanus cajan (pigeon pea), 1321 nucleotides. RefSeq names its product BTB/POZ domain-containing protein At1g21780. Lineage: Eukaryota; Viridiplantae; Streptophyta; Magnoliopsida; Fabales; Fabaceae. The record is from RefSeq and is a predicted model, not a curated record. Gene Ontology annotation, molecular function: protein binding.
UGAAUGGCUUUAGAAAGUUGGAUGGUUUUGAAGUAAGAUGCUUUUAGACACAGUCCAACCCUGGUCUCUCUCCUGUGUGUCGCGCGAGUGUGGUUGAUUACCCUUCUUCGCUCUCCUUAAUUUCCCAAUACCCACUAUCCCACAUGGCCGAUUCGAAGGUGGAGACGAUUGCCAGAUUAGCCCAAUGGAAAAUCGACAACUUCGGACCCUGUUCCUACAAGAAAUCAGACCCCUUCAAGCUCGGAAUUUGGAACUGGUACAUAUCCAUUGAACGGAACAGGUACCUCUACAUACACAUCUUUCCAGAACCUUCCAGGGUUUCUAAGGAACAGCCACCUGUCGCUCGUUUCAUUCUCCGAGUCUCCAGUAACACCGGAUCUUCCCGCAAAUUUUACAUUUCCCCUGUUCAUGAAAGGGUGCUUAGGACAUGUGAUGACUUUGUUUGGCCUGUUGAUACUACAUUCCUUGGUCGCUUCAUUAUUGAUGUUGAAUUUCUUGACCUGAAGACCUGCCCCGCCAAUGGCGGAGAAGCCAGGUCUGUAUGGCCAUCUGAUGGAAAACUGCAAACUGUUGCAGCUCAAAGUGCUCUUCGAUGCCUGUCUCGCAUGCUUGAUGAGGCUAUACAUGCUGACCUCACCAUUAUCACUGCAGAUGGUACCCUGAGGGCUCAUAAGGCAGUUUUGUCUGCCAGUUCUGCUGUAUUCCAUGGCUUGUAUAUUCACAAUGGUGAUGAAAAAGAGACGUCUACGAUCCACAUGGAAGAUAUGUCUCAAGAAUCCUGCAUGUCCCUUCUGAGUUACUUGUACGGAACUAUAAAACAAGAAGAUUUCUGGAACCACAGGCUUGCAUUGCUUGGAGCGGCCAAUAAAUAUGAGAUCGGUGAUCUCAAAGAUGCCUGUGAGGAAAGCCUGCUGGAAGAUCUCAAUUUUGGAAAUGUUCUGGAGAGGCUAAAUGAUGCUUGGCUCUACCAGUUGCACAAGUUAAAGAAAGGAUGUUUCACAUACUUGUUCGAUUUUGGUAAGAUAUAUGAUGUUAGAGAAGAAAUCAACACCUUUUUCCGUCAUGCAGAUAGGGAGCUAAUGCUGGAGAUGUUUCAGGAAGUGCUUACAAUUUGGAAAUAGGUUGCCAUGGAACACUUGGCACUCUUGUAUCUUGCUAAUGAUGGAUCUUUUUGUAUAAUCCUGUUUUUGCUUUUUAGUACUAUGUAAUAUCAUGUAGAUAAUACCAAUCUACCCUCUUUAACAACCUAGUUGUUAAAAUGUCAAGUGAGGUGGUACAUUAUUCUGUAUAUAUUGGCAAGUUGAGUUUGAUGGUUUUUCUA